AAAUAAACAUUAAUUCGCGCUAUCCCACGUGAAGGCAAAGCCAAACAAAUCUGUUGCCAAAAUGAGUUUAGCAAAAAUUAAAGCCAAAGAAAACAAGGGUAAACAGAAAUCUUUGCCAAAGCUCAAGACUAUUUUAGCUAAUCCCAUAAGGAGAAAAAGUCCCACAUUGGACGAUGUUGAGCUGGAGUGUUUACAAAAUAUACUUAAGGACGCCAUAUGCAGCAGUGGUAUUGAAGCAAAGAAAUACGCCACAGCCAAACACAUUAAUUUGGGUUUAGAAAGUUGCCUGCGUGUGAUAAACAAUCAACAAAGCUCCUGCGUUUUUAUAUCAUUGAGCAUAAAGCCUAACCACAUAGUGUCGUUGAUUUCUCGCAAUGCCGAAGUGAAAGAUAGUACACAACCCAUAUAUGCCCAACCUCGUUUGGAGGAAUUUACAGAGAAGUUGUUUGGUAUACGUGCUUUGUGUAUGGUGCUGCCUAAAGAUUUGAAAGCAAUCAGUGAGGAUUUAUGGAAUUGGGUUGUGGAAAAAAAGAAACCCGAAAACACCACAGGUAAUAUCAGGGAAAUAAAAAAAGUAAAAAAGAUCAAAAAUAAAUUAAAAUCUACGGAGAAAGAUGUAAAAACAUCUUCACUAAACACUGAGGCAACACAAGAAAUUGUCGAAAAGCCAGAAAAUAAAUCUUGGAGAGGCGAUUAUAUAUCAUUUAGUGAAGACACGGCAGCCAAGAGAGCAUUUGAUAAAAAGCAGGACAAUGAAAUCCUGGACAGUUUUUCCCGUCUAUUAGAUGGUGUACCUAAAGUGGAGAGUAAACCUGCUGAAGAUAUACAACCCAUGGAGAUUGAUAAUGCUGCUGUAAAAGUGUCAACGGAUAAUUCAGAAUCAGAUUCUGAUGACUUUCUCGACGUAUACAAACCCUUAACAGUACAUAGAAUUAAACCUAAUCCCAAUAAGAAACCCAAAAAGAAAAGAAACAAGAAAAAGAAUAAAAACAUAAAAAAGUAA
This is a messenger RNA of Stomoxys calcitrans (stable fly), 1003 nucleotides long. RefSeq lists its product as uncharacterized. The transcript is spliced from 2 exons. Lineage: Eukaryota; Metazoa; Arthropoda; Insecta; Diptera; Muscidae. The record is from RefSeq and is a predicted model, not a curated record. The coding region runs from base 62 to 1003 and encodes 313 amino acids.